Molecule: messenger RNA, 2007 nt
Organism: Suillus discolor
Lineage: Eukaryota; Fungi; Basidiomycota; Agaricomycetes; Boletales; Suillaceae
Exons: 6
Coding region: 1-2007 (668 amino acids)
Source: RefSeq, a predicted model, not a curated record
AUGUCUGAUCACGACUCUGGCUCUGAAUCUGAAUCUAACAAACAGCCUGCGUUAAAUGAAGAUGAGGUCGCUAUCCUGCAGUCCUACAUUGAGCAAUGGGACUUGGCUGAGGUAUUGGACCGCAACAAGGUCUUGAAAGCAGCUGCAACCAAGGCUCGGACAAAGGCUCCAGUGAUGGGUAUACGACUGCUGAAAGAUCACAAGGCAGUCUACGAGACAUGGUUCCAAAACCAAGGAAUGAAGAGGAAGCUGGCUAAACCCCCUAUCAAGAUGGGGCAGAGAUGGACCGAAAGAAGUGUUAUAGACACCUCCCGGAAGAAAGAACUAUUAAAAACAAUCCAAGAUGAGACUGGAGCUAAGCCAGGGACGAAAGAAAUGAUCAACCAUUACACCAAGCAGCUCAACCUCCUCAUUGCAUCCUUGCCCCCAGAAGAACUCAAAGAAGCCAAAGAGACGGCUGAUAUAUGGAACCGUCAGGGUGUUCCGGAUGACGUCAAGUCCGACAUUGCCAGGAAAAAAAGCAAUGACAUGAUUCAUCAUUUCGCAACCGAGAUGUGGAACCGGGUGGGAAUGAGGGUCUUUGUUGUGUCAGCUUGGAAAAAUGAAGAGGGUAAGAUUCAUGUGGCUGGUCACGACUAUAACAAUGAAUAUGGUGGUGCCGACUCUUUCAUGAAGACUCGCAAAUGGGAUGCCAUCCUCCCAGAAUGGGAUUCAUAUGCAGAGAGCGCAUUUGAUGGUAACUUGGAUGGCGAUGCAGUUGCAACUCGCAAAAAAGGUCGACAGGACAAAACUUACAUCCUUGAUGUUGGUGACAACGGAUAUCCCGUGCUCCCUGCAUGUGAUUCUAUGGAUCUGGACACGAAGAAAGCAGUUGUGCGCGCAUUUUUGACUUGGCAUUACAGAAAAUGUUGUGGGGAUCCAAAAUUUUCAAUCCCAUGGAAGUAUGUCAUUCCUAGAUGCGGUGAGAUCAUUCUGACAGAGUGCCUUCCGGAAGGACACAAUCUCGCAGAGCCUUCAAAGUUAAGGCAGGUCCAUGCCAUGGAACUGCUACAGUUCUGGUAUAACCGACAGGAAGAGGGCGAAGAGCACGUAUUGGAAUUUAUCGGUUGGUGGGACAAUGAUAAAGAGGAUAUGGUGCUUGCUGCAGACAUGGAAGUACCGGUGACAACACCGAGAAAGAAUAAGAGAAAGCUCAAGGAGAUGUCAGAUCCGCCAAGGAAGCAGGCAUGUCAAUGGCAGCAGUCUCCAGCAGGACGAUCGCAAUCCGGUCAUGCACAAAAGAAUCACAAGGGGAAGAGGCCAUCAAACAAAGAAUCUGACGACGCACGAACUAUCAGCGACGAGUCCCUUGCUGAACAAUCCAAUGGAUCGGAGGAUGAUAUUCCUAGUGGCCUAACGGCGAUUGUGCCAAAACGCUGUAGCGGCCGUCCAGUCCUGAUCCCCGGUAGCAACGACUCCGACAGUGAGGUUGAGGAAAAUAUUCAUGAAAAGUCUGUUAAACCGGUGGGCGCAAGAGGCAAAAAGGUUGCAUUUCCGAUCCAGGCCGCUGCUGUUGAUAUGAGAUCAUCAAAGAAGGGUGCAGCGGUUGAGAAGCCAAGAGACGGCCCUCGGAAGCAUGUGCAAAAGGGCCCUGACCCUGACCGUUUGGCAUCCACCGUGACACACAAAGCCAUUGCACCAAGGCAGCAGAUGGCAGAUCUACCGACGGAAGCUGGUAGAUCAUCUCAUGAGCGCAAUGAUGCUGUGGUCGGUGCGAAAGCUCGAGGGCAGAAAAGGACUGCCAAAGAAUGUUUGGAAGGAUCUCCUGCUAAAUGGAAAAGAAGUCGACGAGUUCAACAGGAUAAAGUGGCUUUUAUAGAGGCUAAGGAGAAGCCAAGGAAGAAACAGUUUGAAGAAGCUACUGAUGGGUCACCCUCAAAACGGACGAGGAGUAAGACUUCACAACCUGCUGCAGGCAAGCGCUCCCGGAAGCUGAACUCUUGGUAUAACGAUUAUGUGAAGCCCUAA